This is a messenger RNA of Vigna umbellata (rice bean), 639 nucleotides long. RefSeq lists its product as uncharacterized. The record is from RefSeq and is a predicted model, not a curated record. NCBI's taxonomy places the organism in Eukaryota, Viridiplantae, Streptophyta, Magnoliopsida, Fabales, Fabaceae.
CAGAAUCUAUAUAUAUACACAAACAUCGAAAACAGUCUCUGUAUCUCUGAGAAUCCGAAAGCAAAGGAAGAAAAAGGGUCUGUGAUAAUGGCAGAAAAGGAAGGAGGGGUUGUAAAGAAGGGGCACGAGGAGGGUCUGAAACUUGCUGCUUCACUGCUGCAAGAGUUCGAGCUUCCAGAGGGGCUUCUGCCUCUGGAAGAUGUGAUCGAAGUAGGGCACGUGAAGGGCACGGGAUACAUGUGGAUCGUGCAGAAGAAGAAGGUUGAGCACGAGUUCAAGAAGAUAAAGAAGUUGGUGAGCUAUGACAGUGAGAUAACAGGGUACGUUUCGAAGAAGAAGAUAAAGAAGCUGAAGGGUGUGAAAGCGAAAGAGCUUAUGCUAUGGCCUCCUGUGAGUGAGAUCACAGUGGAUGACCCUCCGACAGGGAAGAUCCACUUCAAGAGUCUCGCUGGUAUCACCAAGACUUUCCCUGUUGAAGCUUUUGCUGCUGGCCAGUGACAUCCAUCUCCAUAUCUAUAUUGCUUUGCAUCCGACCAUCCAAUAACAAAUAAUACCUUCCUUUCUCGAUCAAUACUAUCUUUCAUGUAACAUGUCCCAAGCUCAUCAUCAUAUCUAUCUCAUGUUUUUCUUCAUCAACUU